Messenger RNA from Dimorphilus gyrociliatus, 2329 nucleotides. The record is from the annotation of a GenBank genome assembly. NCBI's taxonomy places the organism in Eukaryota, Metazoa, Annelida, Polychaeta, Dinophilidae.
AAUGGUUGUUGUUUCAACAUUGGGAAUUUUGUCGACAAGAGUUAUUACAGACAAUUUACACCUGCUAAGUAGGAUUUGUAGAGAAAACUCUAUUAUCAUACCCAGCCUAAUCGGUACACAAAUAUUCGAAUUCGCCAAUAGUUUUGAUGAACCGUUUACGGUGAACGAAUUGAAUUUUUUCACAAAUGACAUUGUAUCGUUAAGCUCAGUCUCUUUAAAAGGAGCGAAAUACGGAAAAGCAAAAGAUUUAGCUUUCCUAACUAAUCAUCCAAUUAAGAGUUUGACGCUGUACGCGUUUAGUUCCAUUUUCAACUUGCCAACGUUAUAUACACUUGAACAUCUACACUUGAAAUAUUGCAAUCUACAAGAUUUCGAAUAUCUUUCUCUAGGUGAACAACUGCUGGAUUGUCCCCAUUUAAAGAGUUUAACGUUUGAGAAAAUCACCAAUGCUGGUAUUAUCUUUAAAGUAAACCUCUCCGAGCCAAAGGCAUCUUUGAAUUCUCUUUCUAGUAUCUCAAUAACAAGGUGUGAUUUGACGGAGGAGGAAGGCUUUAUAAUAGGAGAGUUUCUAGAAAAGUGUACCAGUUUACAAGAGUUUGAUUUGAGUUUUAGCGGAAAUUGUUGGGGAGAUUCGUUUCAGAAGAUAUGCGACGGAUUAAAAUCAUCUUCGAAAUAUCUAUCAAAGGUUAACCUUCACAAUUGCGGAUUGACUGAAAGGGAGAGCGUCUACUUGGGCGAUUUAUUAGAAGAAUGCAAUUCACUACAGGAAAUUGAUUUGAGCUCGAAUUCAAAGUGUUGGAGAGGAUUUGAGAGAAUAUGCUCCGGAUUGAAAUGCUCAUGGAAAUCUCUGCACAGCAUUCAUCUUCCAUUCUGUAAUCUAGACGAGGAACAAAGCUUCUGGCUAGGCGAUUUACUUCAACAAUGCAAUAAUAUACAAGACAUUAGUCUAUGUUACAAUUCAAACACCGGAAGUGGAUUUGAGAAAAUAUGUAAAGGAUUAAAAUCGUCGUCGAAUUCUCUAUUCAAUCUCAACUUGUACGGUUGUCAAUUGACGGAGGAGCAGAGCAUUUGGUUGGCGAAUUUCCUGGAGGCAUGCCACUCGUUAAAGAACGUUAAUUUGGUAUAUAUAACAAACAGUGAGAGUGGAUUUAUUACGAUAUGCGAUGCGUUAAAGUCAUCUUGUAAUUCCCUGUCGACAAUUGCUGUCUAUUUAGUGAAUUUGAAUAAAGAACAAAGCGUAUCGUUGGGCGAUUUACUGGAAAAGUGCACUCGUCUGGAAGAUAUCAAUAUAGAUUAUCUAUGCAAUUGCGAUGAUGGAUUAAGUAGUAUUUGUAACGGAUUAACAUCUUCAUCAAACACUCUAUCAACAAUCCACGUGGAGAAUUGUGCAUUCACCGAAGAACAAAGCGUUUGGAUGGGAGAUUUCUUGAAAGAAUGCCAUUCGUUAAAAACGAUUAUAUGGAAUAAUAAAUGUCACGGAUUCAAGAACAUCUGCAACGGAUUAAAGUCGUCUUCGAAUUCUCUAUUGAAAAUAGACUUUCGCUAUAAUCUCUUUACGGAGGAUGAAAGUUAUUGGUUGGGCGAAUUUUUAGAAGAAUGCACUCGCUUGGAAAGUGUUAAUUUAGGAAAUUGUAAGAAAUUUCGUAAUGGAUUUGUUAAAGUAUGCCUCGGAUUGAAAUCAUCGUCCAAUUCUCUUUUCAAACUGAAACUUAACAAAUGCUCACUAACCGAUGAACAGUGUUGUUGUCUAGGCAACCUGUUGAGUGAAUGUAAUUCAUUACGAAUACUGCAUAUUGAUAAUUUUAUGUGCAGCGGAAGUGGUUUUAGGAAAGUACUGAGCCGACAGACUUCAUUGGCCAAUUCGCUUGUUAAAUUUAGCUUUAAGAAUAGUUUAAAAGUUGAGGAGCAUUUCAACAGUGUUGGUGAAUUUUUGAAAGAGUGUAAAGGGUUGAAAAAAGCUGAUUCGAGUUAUAAUUAUUCACUGGGAAAAUGUUAUAGUAAAGUGUUUGAUGGUUUAAAAUCCUCUUCGAAAUCUCUAUUGAAAUUAAACCUUUCCGAUUGUCGUCUGACUAAGGAGAAUAGCGUUUGCUUGGCCGACUUUCUAACGGAAUGUUGCUGUUUGGAAGAUGUUUAUUUAAGUCAUAAUUACAAUAUGAGAGAUGGAUUUGAGAAAAUAUGCGACGGACUAGUCUCGUCUUCUAAUUCUCUUCUUUCGCUUUGCGUUUUGGAAUGUUACUUCACCGAAGCUCAAACUAACUGGCUACGUAAUCUGUUGUCUAGUUGCCGCGUAUUGCAGAGCGUUUCACUUGGCGUAAACGUCGACAUAUAA